Messenger RNA from Indicator indicator, 3165 nucleotides. RefSeq names its product zinc finger protein 418-like. The transcript has 9 exons. Bases 1 to 3165 code for a protein of 1054 amino acids. Gene Ontology annotation, biological process: regulation of DNA-templated transcription. The record is from RefSeq and is a predicted model, not a curated record. Lineage: Eukaryota; Metazoa; Chordata; Aves; Piciformes; Indicatoridae.
AUGGUCACCUGCCUGGUGCUGGCCAGUGUGCCCCAGAGGACAAUGAUAAGCACUGACCCCAUGGCCACCGUGGCUGCACCGCAAUUCCUCCCCUGUCCAACGUGUCCUGCCCAGUGGCACUACUGGACCUCCUUCAUCCUCGUCAUCCCCUCGGGCCUGUGGCACCCAUCUGCUCUGUCCCCUUUUGGAGCUCAGGCUGGGUACCAGCAGCUCCGUCCUUGUCUGGGCAGCACCAACUGUCCCAGGUUGCCAGAUGCUUCCAGGCUGAGUAGCUGGCAUGGGGUGGGCAUGAUGGUGGUGGUGAGAGGGUGGUUCCUCAGUGGUAUCUGUGGCUGGGAGGACUAUGGGCAUCACACCUGGGUGACCUGGCACAGAGUGGCAGAUGGCGACGGUGGCCAAAAGCUCUCAGAUGCGGACGAGUGGCACCUGCCACGGGAGCUCUGGGCAUGCCCCAGAGUGGGUGACCCUGGGCCACCUCCCACCCAGGCGCUCCCCACGGUUCAGGUGCAGGAGUGGAACGUGGAGGCCCCGCACCUGAUGCCGCUGCAGCCGCCGCUGCUGCCGGAGCGGGCACACGUGCGGGAGGCACAGCUCCACUCCGCAGAGGCCUCGCUCUGGACCGUGGUGGCCACGGUGCAGGCAAUGGAGAGGAAGAUCGACCUGCUGGCCACCCGCCUGCUCAGCCUGGAGGGGCGAUCCGGCACAGCUGAGAAGAAGCUCCUAGACUGCGAGAAGACAGCCAUGGAGUUCGGGAACCAGCUGGAGAGCAAGUGGGCAGUGCUGGGCACCCUGAUCCAGGAGUACGGACUGCUGCAGCGGCGCCUGGAGAACGUGGAGAACCUCCUCAAGAACAGGAACUUCUGGGUGCUGCGGCUGCCCCCUGGCCCCCGGGGUGAGGUCCCCAAGGUGCCAGUGACAUUUGUUGACAUUGCUGUCUACUUCUCGGCGGAGGAGUGGAAGAAUCUGGAGGAGUGGCAGAAGGAGCUGUACAAUAACCUGGUGAAGGAGAACUACGAGUCCUUGAUCUCCUUGGAUGGUGCCCUCUCCAGGAGCGAGGUGCAGCCCCGCAGCGAGAGGGGAGAGGGUCCCUGUGUCCCUGAGCAGAGGGAGCUGGAGCAGAGGGAGCUGCCACCAGACACCUGUGCAGGAGCAGAGUCACUGAUCUCCACCUCCGACAUCCUGUCCCGCAUCAAGCAGGAGGUGGCCUUCGUGGGGGAGCAGCAGUUCACGGAGGAGAGAGCGAUGCCACCUGACCCCUGUGCGGAUGCCCUGAUCACGGCGCAUGACUUCCUGUCCUGGAUCAAGCAGGAGGAGGAGCCCUGUGUCCGCGAGCCCUGGGAGCUGCCUGAGAGGGAGAUGCUGACAGGUCCUGGUCCUGCCGGCGAGGGGAUGCUGGUGAAGACGGAGGAGCGGUGCCCCCACGCCGAGCCCCCCGAGGAGGUGGGUUUGCCAGGGGGCUCCGGGGAGCUACUCUUCCCAGGUGCGGGCUUCGGGAACCCCGAAGGACCGGCGGCAGCGGUGCCGACGGCCGUGGCGAUGCCGGCGCAGCACAGACUGGCCAAAGCUCCGGCCCCAGAGCCGGGCCCCGGGGCGGAGCCCGCAGGGGUGCCCAGCGCCACGCCGGGCCCCACCGAGGAGCGUCCGCACGGCUGCGCCGAGUGCGGGAAGAGCUUCAGCGGGAAGAAGAGUCUGCGGAUCCACCAGCGCAGCCACGCCGCCGAGCGGCCCUACCCCUGCGCCGAGUGCGGCAAGAGCUUCAACUGCCAUUCGGGGCUGGUGCGGCACCAGAUGAUCCACCGCGGCGAGCGGCCCUACAAAUGCUCCGAGUGCGGCAAGUGCUACAGCCGCAAGGAGCACCUGCAGAACCACCAGCGGCUGCACACCGGCGAGCGCCCCUUCGCCUGCGCCGCCUGCGGCAAGAGCUUCAUCCGCAAGCAGAACCUGCUCAAGCACCAACGCAUCCACACCGGCGAGAGGCCCUACCAGUGCCCGGCCUGCGGGCGCAGCUUCCGCUACAAGGAAUCCCUCAAGGAUCACCAGCGGGUCCACGGGGCCGAGAGACCCUACACCUGUUCCCAGUGCAAGGAGAGCUUCAGCCUGGAGGUCAGCCUCAUCCUACACCAGAAGCUGCACACGGGGAAGGGCGAUGGGCCACUGACCUGCACCUACUGCGGGAAGGACUUCCGAGACCUCUCCAAGGCCAUCCGGCACCAGCGCAUCCACACCGGGGAGAGGCCCUACCAGUGCACUGAGUGCGGCAAGAGCUUCAUCCGGCGUGACCACCUGCUCAAGCACUGGAGGGUGCACACCGGGGAGACCCCCUACCAGUGUCCCGUCUGCGGCAAGCACUUCCGCUACAAGGAGUCCCUCAACUGCCACCAGAAGAUUCACACGAGGGAGAGGCCCUACAUCUGCCCCGAGUGCGGGAAGAGCUUCAUGCUGAAGAUCAACUUCAUGAUCCACCAGCGCAACCACCUGAAGGAAGGGCCCUAUGAGUGCCACGAGUGCGACCUCAGCUUCCGCAACAAGCAGCAGUUCCUGCUGCACCAGCGCAGCCACACCCGCCGUGGUCCCUACAAGUGCUCGGAGUGCGAGAGCAGCUUCAGCCACAAGUCGAGCCUCAGCAAGCACCAGAUCACGCACGUUGGGGAGCGGCCCUUCACCUGCGGUGAGUGCCGGCGCAGCUUCCGCCUACAGAUCAGCCUCAUCAUGCACCAGCGGAUCCACGCCGGCAAGAGCGAGAUGGCCUUCCUCUGCCCGCAGUGCGGCAAGAACUUCACCCGGCCCUCCCACCUGCUGCGGCACCAGCGGACUCACACCGGCGAGCGGCCCUACCAGUGCAGCCAGUGCGAGAAGACCUUCAGCGAGAAGUCCAAGCUGACCAACCACUACCGCAUCCACACGCGGGAGCGCCCGCACGCCUGUGCCGUCUGCGGCAAGGGCUUCAUCCGCAAGCACCACCUGCUGGAGCACCAGCGGAUCCACACGGGCGAGCGGCCCUACCACUGCACCGAGUGUGGCAAGAACUUCACGCAGAAGCACCACCUCCUGGAGCACCAGCGGGCGCACACCGGCGAGCGGCCCUACCCCUGCACCGAGUGCACCAAGUGCUUCCGCUACAAGCAGUCCCUCAAGUACCAUCUGAGGACGCACAUGGGAGAGUGA